Molecule: messenger RNA, 33927 nt
Organism: Pelobates cultripes (western spadefoot toad)
Lineage: Eukaryota; Metazoa; Chordata; Amphibia; Anura; Pelobatidae
Source: the annotation of a GenBank genome assembly
CCACAAUUUGCCCUUCUUUUGUCUCCCCUCUUGCCCCCGAGGAAUCAUCUUCCUGCUUUGUGUGAUGGGAGUUGGACUAUGAGAAGUCACAAGAUAUUUUCCGCCUCCGCCCACCAUAUCAGUUUCAGUUUCUCUUUGAACGGAGCUAUAGAACUAUAGAAGUUUCUGCAAUAUUCGCCGUAAUGAAGAUUCGGAGAAAACGCUCGGCGUUCUAAAAUGGAAUUCUGAAUAAUGCAUCAGUGAAGUAUGCGGCCAUCGGCGGAGUGACCCAGAAUGGCCGAUUAUUGAAAUGGGCCGAUUGUUCGGACUGGCGCUGGCCUGGGUGAGUUCAAGGUCUACUCAAACGGCCGCCUUCCCAGAUCCUUUCUUACUCUGUUUUUAUAGUUUGUUUUUUUAAUUUGUUUAAUCAACUAUUUAAUUUAUUUUCUCAAAGAAGAAACGAUGCUUUUAGCUGUUGAUUUUUAAGUUUUUUUUUAAAAACAUUACUUUUAUAUAAGAGUUUUUUUUUAGUACGUCAGCCAUCUGGUAAUAUGAUGUUAUGUUGCCAUCUGCUGUCUGCUUUGUGAUAUGGCGCAGGCUUAUUCAGUAAACUGUGAAUUGUAACAAAAUCUACUAUUAAUGGCAAAAAGUGAGGCUAAAACAGCCAAGAGAAUCUUACCUGGAUUCUGCUGGGCACCUCUCCCUACCUCCACUACAACUAAGGAAAGCCAAGCUUUAAACUCGUUGGCUGAGAGUGACCAGCUGACACUCUCAGCCCAUGACGUACUCCUGACUUCCAAAUUUAAAAAACAUAGAAACAUAGAAUGUGACGGCAGAUAAGAACCAUUCGGCCCAUCUAGUCUGCUCAAUUUUCUAAAUACUUUCAUUAGUCCCUGGCCUUAUCUUAUAGUUAGGAUAGCCUUAUGCCUAUCCCACGCAUGCUUAAACUCCUUUACUGUGUUAACCUCUACCACUUCAGCUGGAAGGCUAUUCCAUGCAUCCACUACCCUCUCAGUAAAGUAAUACUUCCUGAUAUUAUUUUUAAACCUUUGUCCCUCUAAUUUAAGACUAUGUCCUCUUGUUGUGGUAGUUUUUCUUCUUUUAAAUAUAGUCUCCUCCUUUACUGUGUUGAUUCCCUUUAUGUAUUUAAAUGUUCCUAUCAUGUCCCCCCUGUCUCGUCUUUCCUCCAAGUUAUACAUGUUAAGAUCCUUUAACCUUUCCUGGUAAGUUUUAUCCCGCAAUCCAUGAACCAGUUUAGUAGCCCUUCUCUGAACCCUCUCUAAGAUAUCAAUAUCCUUCUGAAGAAAAAAGCUCCAAAGUGAGAGCUUUCGGCUCGCCUGUAGCUGUACUGGAGGGAGGAGCGGUGUUCUAAAGCGUGGUGAACGCCAGGGCACAACUGACACCAUAACCACUACAAUGCACUGUAGUGGUUCUUUACGAAAGAAGAGUAGUUUUCUAAAUACUUAUCUCUUUUAGCAGAAACCCCCAUAAUAUUCAUUAAAAAAAUUUUAAAAAGAAAAACCAAAUAUAGAGCUAAUUGGAAUGUAUGUAAGUAAUAUAUUCUUGAGAAUAUAAAAAGUGAAAGUCUCACAGUUAGGAGCCACCCACAGCUUGUAGUUACAUAGCUCCAGUUGCAAAGGGUAAAAGUAAUAAUUUGUAAUCUAUUUAUUAUCUAUAGGAGACUAUAAGCUCAUUCAUGCCUUUCCCUAAUGGCAAAUGAUUCUUAGUGGGACGUGAAAAGUUUCCCGUAACUGGACGCAAAUCUCGUCACCAUAUCAGUCCCGGCUGAUUGUAAAUUGAUAAAGUCCUGGAACAAAACACUAUUAUUUAAGGAACACUAAACCUGUAUUCCUAACACAUUAGCGUCACUGUUCUUAGAUGUAAAGAUGUCAAUUUAAUAGGAAAAACCACUGGAAGUGUUUAAACACUCUAAGGCAGCGUUUCCCAAUUGGUUUUCCGCAGAACUGAUUGUCAGGGGCAUUGGAACACUCUGUCGUAGGGCAUUGGAACACUCUGUCGUGGGACAUUGGAAUUCUCUGUCAUGGGGCAUUAAAAGGCUCUGUGAGGGGCAGAGAAAUUUUUUUACUACUUCUACCUGUUCGGCACUUAUAGAAACUGAGAAAGAAGAUAUAACUAAAAAUCCAGAAAACAUGCCCAAAAUAGUUUUUCCUACUGUUCCCCAAAUAGAAGUGACAAGUGACAAGUGUCAUGGGGCAUUGGAAUUCUCUGUCAUGGGACAUUGGAACACUCUGUCAUGGGGCAUUGGAAUUAUCUGUCAUGGGGCAUUAAAAGGCUCUGUGAGGGGCAGAGAAAUUUUUUUACUACUUCUACCUGUUCGGCACUUAUAGAAACUGAGAAAGAAGAUAUAACUAAAAAUCCAGAAAACAUGCCCAAAAUAGUUUUUCCUACUAUUUUGUAACGAAUCAACCAUUACAGUCACGACUAUUUAAAAUAUUAUGUGAAAAAAUGGGUAGUCACCACUCUGCUCUUGCAUUCAGAAGUCCGUUGGCUAUCCACACAGCGGCUGUCGGUCUUCCCCCCGUAACCUCUAUCACUCUCCCUCUUUACCCUCUAGUCCACCCACACUCCUAUCUUGACUCAGGAGAUAUCUCCUAGAUGCCCAUCACCUCACCAAACUGAUCUCCAGAUACCGGGGGCAAUCAGUCUGGCGUUGACAUCAUAGCUAUGCAGCAACAAUUAAGCCCCACAUGGAAAGUUUUCAGUAUAUCACCAAUUAAGAAACUAGGGAACCUGAGAACCGACCCCCAUGGACCAUAACUGCCAUUGAAUCCUCAGGUGACUCCACGUGUUUACUUGUAAUAAAAAACCAAAACCAAAAAAUGUGCUCUAUUCUCACCACCUGAAUGCUAACUCAAUGUAUACCACUGACAUAUUAUGGUUUGUCUUAUAACAUGUUUGUUGCGAAGCACUGUUAAAAUAAAGAAUUUUUUUGUUUUUUAAAAAGAGUGGAAUCCCUAUUGUAGGCGGAACUUCUAAGGCACCAACUACAACUGUAUUCAAAACCAGACCUAAUUGACUCUAAAAUGUGUGAGUGUGCAGCUUUGUGAUUUACUUAAUCUUAAUUUACUUGUACAACAGUUUACACUAUCUUUGUUUAUUUUUGGAUAUUUUGGGUGCUCUCCCGCACAUUGUUGGUGCACCAGAGAGACACUCAGGACGCCAUCCACAACCUUCAAGAGGCUGCCGGAAUACUACCAUCCCUAGGAAUACCCCCAGAUGCUCUCACCCGAGACACUCAGUCUGAGCCACCGCUCUCUCACCCUUGGGACCCAGCGAGCAUCCCCCCUUUUGUUCUACGACAGCGCAUCCCUGAUUCUUAUGCGGCUGCAACCACCUGAACAUGUGCAGCUAACAACUGGGACUCACCUGGACGCUAGCCCAUUCUGACUUGUGUUUAACUUUGGGCGAAUAUUUUUAGUAUUUUUGUUUCACUUUUUAUGUUAAAUUUUUGUUGUUAACUUUACUUAUGUUAGCAGGUUUACUAAUAAUACCCGGAAUCAAACCUACUAUGUGACUCCCACAGCAGGGGCAGACAGGUAAUGAGCCAGGAGUGCUCAGUGUCACUCAGUGUUACCCUAGCCUGACACUUAUCUCCACCAUAACUGUAACUGCAGUGACAAACUGUGAGCUAGGCCCACAUUUCCCAAUGGCCUCUAGAGUUCAAAAUCACUACUAAUACUAAGUCAGGGGUACCAACGCUGAAUUGCCCAAGAGGAGUAGAAGACCUGGUGCCUCACCUUUCGCCACAAAGAGAUGUCCCUCCAAUUGUACCAAUACUCAGGUCAUGUAAAUUCAGGUCAUGUAAAUUCCUGGUUUAAGCUUGUAUAGGGUUACCUCUUACAAUGACCCAAUAUGCAAUCAGGCAUAAUGUAAUUAGCGUAUGUGUCUCUGCAUUUUAUGACGUAUUCUAACUCACCACGUUUAUUAGAGUAUAUGCGCAGAUUUAAAAAGUUUCAGGAGUACAAAUCAAAUUAAUUACCUAUUGAUAUAAUUUGACCUUUCACAGUUACUCCACUACCUUAUUUUUUGGCUUUUUAAAUUGCAUAUAAUUGUUAUUCGCAAUACAAAUGUUAGGCGACAUGCCUUUAGCGCUAAGCAUACAUUAUUAUACUAACAUGCAUAUAUAUAGCCUGAUAUCUUCAUUAUAGCUUACUAAAGAAUCCUAGAUUGUUAUUCACUCUAAAUAUAAAAUGUGCUAUUGUACCUGCCUUGUUGUGACCAUCUGUUGUGACUCUGCAAGCUCGUAUGUUACCAUAUGCACACGAAAAAAAAGAAAAGGUAGUUUACUUACCUUUUAUCCCAUGUUGUGCUGCUCUCAAUAUUGCUGACCCAGUCUCCAUGGCGGGGAUCAUCAAUCUAGGAAAGCAGUUGGUACUACUGCGCAUGCACACCAUUCAGAAGGUCUCUGAGUCACUCUGCUAUUUCUGUAGAACUGCCUCUUUUGGCUGUAACUAACCCUACUGGGAAAGUUCCAUUUAGCCAUUUUAUGUUAAAUAUUGAAAUUCACUUUGAAUUCCUACUUAAUCCUUCCUAACUAUCUAUGUCCUUUGCUACAGGCAGCUAUGGCUAGAGUGGUAUUUAGCGCAUGUCUGCCUGGAGAGUAUGAGUACGAAGGAGAGUGCUGUCCACAAUGCCCAUCUGGUAAGUCGAAAAAUAGUUUUAUGUAAACAGUGAAUUACACAAGCAGUUGCCUCAUUCAAGUCUAAAAUCAUUUUAUUUUGUACAAUUAUAUUUUCUGUUUGAGACAAAUAUACAAAUGCAGGUUAUUGAGGCAAGCAUCUCUUUUUUGUUGAGGGACCUUGACAGUAACAGACCAAUACAAUCUGUGAUCAUGGUAUGGAGUUAAUUCGAUCCAUGUAAACUGACAGCUAUGACAUAUAUAAUUAUUACAUAAUAUAUCCGAUGCCAAACAACUGAACGAUCACAUCCAGCCAUUCUAAGGAUCAGUGGAGAUUGUGAAGUUGUUGUUGUUGUUGGCAUUUGGGACCCUGGGUUUGGCGAGUCCAUACACUAAAUUGCAAGGCUCCAUUUGUUUAUUUUUACUUAGUCUAUAUUCAAUACAUCAGCGUAAAAUGUAAGAGAUCACUGAGAAUGGACAUAUACAUAUAGAUAAAAUAUUAAGGGAGAGUAUGUCAGGUUACUGUACAAGAAAUUGGAGGGUAACCCCUAAUAUGAACAUCAAAAUACUAAAAGACAGGGGGAAAAAAGGGGGAAAGUGAAAACACUUUUAUAAAAGUGAAUAACCCAUUUAUAACACUAACUUUUAUUAAUUGUAUUAAAAGAGGUGAAACAUGCAAAUAUAUGCAUGAAAGGUCACUACAUGAAGAGAUUAAAAAACUAUAAUAAUCAUAAACACGAGAAGUAUAAACUAAUAAGAGUAAAUUAAGUAGAUUCAAAAGAAUCAGAACCUGCCCGUCUGUUUUCUUCACAUUAGAAAAAAGAAAUAGUGCAAAGCUAGUUAGUAACAACCAUUCUUUCUACCACAAAUCUGAUAACAUUGUAUCCUGUGGAUGAGAUAAGCAAUAUAUCAUGAGCUACUAAUAUGAGAGACUAAUCCAUUUAGUUCAAAUUGAAUAGAUGCAACAACAUCCUGUAUCAAUUUAACUCUUACGGCAAACACAGAUAAGAGGGAAAUAUUAUGAGAAGGCUAAAUGCUAUAUGCUAUGCCUACUGUGCCUUCGAGGGCACCCCUUAAAAAAAUCUAUCCACCCUCCACCUUAUCUGUAGUAUCUAGUCCCUUUCCUUCCAAAUUGCUAAGUGCAAUACCAAAAUAACGGUAAGGGGGGUGUUUCGCCACUAGCUGGCUCUUCCAGGGGAACUGAGUUGUUAGUGUCAGAGUAAUGGUGUCUCUAUAACCUCUACUGCCCUUGACCAUCUCAACAGAAUUUCUACAAUCCAUAAAGACUUCCCAGUGAUCUAUUAUUUUCAAAUCCUACUAAGACUAUCAUUUUCCACUAAUACAACCAACUACCUACUCCUUCCUGGCUCCCUCUAUCCACUUAUAACCUUCCAGACCCAUAAUCUUGCUAUCAACUGACUGUCCCACUGCUACCAAUAAAUACAACUAUGUACCAAUUCACUGUAACUUCCACUAUCUACUGAUACCCCCAAGACACACUGAAUAUCCAUACUUUUACUUCCUUAUUUCAGUUUAUACUACAUGUCUCUAGGUCCCAUUUUACUCAUGCUCCUUUUUUUUUUUUUUUUAAUUCUUUAUUUAUUCCAAGGCAGAACAGUACACUGAAAACAUGAUGCAUCAAAACAUUGUAAUAUAUUGUUACACCGUGCAAAACAGUAUUGUAUCGUAUUUGCAAUAACAGUAAGCUAACAAUCUUUGCACCCCCUUACUGCAACAUAGUAACAUGAAGUGUAUCUAUCAUACACUACAACACUGUAUCUCUGUCCUCCCUGGUAGAUUUUUGUUUUACACGAAAAAUAUAAGAAACAUAACAAGGCUAAGACCGCCAAACAUUUCUUUUGUCAAUAGAACAUGCCCCAUCCGUUUCCCUGCGAUUAUGCACGGGCCUCAUAUGUCUUUUUCUCUAGCUCUAUCGAAUUAUUAUCCUUUUGCACCUAUUAUCGUCUGACCACAUCCUUUAGCAGUGCCAGUUGUUUACACGUUGUAAGGCAAUGUUAGGUCAGUUGUACCGUGUUUCUCCGAAAAUAAGACCGGGUCUUAUAUUUUAGUCACAAAAAACACACUAGGGCUUAUUUUCAGGGUAGGGCUUAUUUAUUUACGGUACCGGUAUGUACAUUGAACCCCCCCUUUAAUUAAUCCACCUUUAAUAAAUCCACCCCCCUCUAAUUAAUCCACCCCCUCUAAUUAAUCCAGCCCACCCUUUAAUUAAUUCACCCCCCUCUAAUUAAUCCAGUCCACCCUUUAAUUAAUUCACCCCCCUUUAAUUAAUUCACCCCCCUUUAAUUAAUUCACCCCCUCUAAUUAAUCCAGCCCACCCUUUAAUUAAUUCACUCCCUCUAAUUAAUCCAGCCCACCCUUUUAAUUCACCCCCCCCACCCCCUUUAAUUAAUUCAAUUAAUCCCAGACAUAAAAUAUCUAGCGGUACUCACAUUUCAAAGAUUCCUUGCCGAGUCCGACCACUGGGAGCCUCACCGCCCGGAAAUGGAUCCUUCCGCUGAAGAUCCGUGAAGGCAGACUGACGGCGCUGCAAAAUGUCGUCAUCACGUUGCGCGACGCUCCUCCUACAGCAGAAGAAGGAAGUCUCGCCGCAAAGGUACAAUGCCUAGGUCUUAUUUUCGGGGUAGGGCUUAUAUUGCAGCCCACCCCGAAAAUCCGACUAGGGCUUAUUUUCGGGGUAGGGUUUAUUUUCGGGGAAACACGGUAUAUAAUUCUCUCAGACAAAAGUAAGAGACAAGUAAAGAUAUAAGAGGGGUACGUGUGAAGAUAGAAAGAGAUAGUACAGGGAAAGGGAAGGGAGAAGUAAGAGGAAGAAGUAAGUGGAGGGGGAGCGCGGAGGAAUCCAGUCUAACUUACAUCCACUCCAUCCAAGCCUGCCGAAGGGGGUCUCGCUCGUGAGUGUAUCACGCACUUGCUGCGCUAGCUACCCAAGGGCCCCAAACUUUUUCAAACUUUUUCAUUGUACCCCGAACCCGAGCUGUUAAGUCAUCCAUCAAAUAAUUAUCUUUAAUUUUCUGAAUCACCACGGCGAUUUCUGGGGCCUCUCUUCGCAACCAUACCUGUGCCAAAGCUCUCCUAGCGGCUAGGUUCACCUUAUGUAAUAGGGUCAAUUCUGAUUUCGUCCAGUUUUCUAUAGAUCUAACUAACAAAAAUAUCCAUGGGUCUAGUUUAACCUCCCUCUCAAAUAUUUCUCACAGCAGCUGCGCAAUUUGUUGCCAAUAAACUUUUGUGAUCGGGCAUUCCCACCACAUGUGGAUAUAUGUGCCCUUGAGACCGCACCCCCGCCAGCAUAAGUCUGUCGUAAGAUGAUUUAUAUGGUUUAACUUUACCGGCGUAGCAUACCAUUGAAAUAGCGUCUUAUAUGAUUGUUCCUGUAACGAGACAUACAUAGAAGACUGCGCGGUUGCUUCCCAUAUUUCCUGCCAUUCCACUUCCUCCAACGUCUCUCCUAAAUCCCCCUCCCAUUGGUCUAUGUAUGUAAUACCUCCCCAUUCUAACGUGCUAUUACACAAAUGUGAGUAUAGAAGUGAAAUCAGUCUGCUUGGGAACUGUUCCUUUACGCACAUUCUUUCAAAGAAUGUCAUCUGUGUCUCUGCGGCUUUUUUAACCUGUCGGUCUUGGGCAUAGUCUCUAAUCUGGAGAUAUCUAAAGAAGUCAAAGGGUCGUAGAGGCGUUCUAGUUUGCAAAUCCUCAAACGUCACAAACGACCCCCCCUCGAACAGUUGGUGUAAUCUCUGCAGUCCUGCACGUUCUAUGCCCCUAAAAUCCUGGGCUGUCAUUCCUGGUAGGAAAGCUUUGUUCCUCAGUAAAGGGGUCAAUGGAGAAGGGGAGGAUAUCAAGCCAUAUUUAGGAGCGGCUGCGUCCCAGAUCUUCAGUGAAUUGGAAACCGCAGGGCAGGUCACGCUUAUGUUCGGUCUAUGCUCCUUAGGGGUCCACAUAAAAAACUGGGGCAUAUCCAUCCCCACCAGGGAAGCUUCUAGAUCUACCCAUCUCCUUUCCUUCGGUGGAGAAUGCCACAGUGCCACCUGGGCUGCCUCAUAAUAAAAAUAUAGAUGCGGAAGGCCCAGGCCGCCCCUGUCCCUAGCCCGGUAAAGGAUGUUGCGUGAGACCCUAUGUUUCUUAUUCCGCCAUAUAAAUUUGCCUAUGGAUUGUUGGAGCGGCCCAAGUCAGAUCUGGUCACUCUAAUCGGGAGCGCCUGAAACAAAAACAAUAUCCGAGGUAGCACAUUCAUUUUCACGGAAUGGAUCCUCCCUAUCCAAGAAAUUGCCUUUUCUGUCCAUUUCUCCAAGUCUGUCAUCAAUGUCUUAAUCAGCAAGGUAUAAUUCUGUUGGAAUAGUUUAGAUGGGUCUGCUGUCAGUCGUAUGCCUAGGUAUUUAAUGUGAUCUCUUGUGAUUCUUAAUUUGUAGGUCAUCCCUAUGUAGGUGGUAUCUGUCUCUGACAUACCUAUGGGCAAUAUGCUGGACUUGUCCAUAUUUACCUUAUAUCCGGCCAGUUCUUCAAAUUCCUGUAAAAUAUCUGUAAGCGCCACCAUGGAUUCCCUUGGUUCUGUCAGCGUCAAUAAGACGUCAUCUGCGAAAGCUGACACCACGUAUCUUUGCCCUCCAACAUCUACCCCUUUAAUGUCUGGGGCUGCGCGGAUCGCCUGAAGGAGUUGUUCUAGCGAAAGAGCGAACAAUGAGGGCGACAAUGGGCAUCCCUGUCUAGUGCCAUUGCUCAGACCGAACGGGUUUAUCUUUGCUCCUGAAAUGCGAAUUUGCGCCCUGACGUUAGUAUACAAAGCUCAUAUCGCCUUCGUGAAUUGUUCUGGAAAGCCAUAAUGAUCCAGCAUUGUAAACAAAUAAGGCCACUUAACUCUGUCGAACGCCUUCUCAGCGUCUAAUGACAGUAACAUCGUCGGUAUUUUCCUUGUGGUUUGUCUCAAUAUGAGAUCCACAUUACGUCUCGUAUUUUCAAAAAGUUGCCUAUUCGGUAUGAACCCCACCUGAUCAGGGUGAACCAAACGAGUCAGCAUCGGGUUUAUCCUGGCAGCCAAAAUUUUCGCUAAUAUUUUGGAACCAUGGUUGAUAAGGGAUAUCGGGCGAAAGUUUUCUGGUGUUGAAAGAUCUCGACCCAGUUUCGGCAGUAAGACAAUGUCCGCUAAUGACAUUUCUCUGUCGAGUGGACCUCCACCCAGUAAUUCGGUGAACCAAGCUUCCAAAUAUGGAGUGAGUUCUUACUCACACUCCUUCUAAUACUCACAAUUCUCUCCUAUGCCUCAUCCCCUUCCACCUACACACUAUAUCGUGAUUAUUUAUGCUACUCACUAAUGAAUAUUUCUCAAGCAGCCACUGGUACGAAGAGCCAGCAGCAGAUUACGGAGCACUAGUAUAGUUUCUGUUUUAAUUUUUAAUGUUUUUGUAUCAGCACAUAAUUCUUUUGCAUUUCUAUUUCUUAUAGGUAAUGUUGUAAAGAAUCACUGCACAGAUGCAGUCAGUACAGUGUGUAUACCAUGUGUAGACAACACAUACAUGGACCACCCAAACGGGGAGACAAAAUGCUUGAGAUGUAAAAUAUGUGACAAGGGUAAGGUUAACAAUUAGUAAUUAAUUUUAUUUAAAACAUAUUUUGCUCUUGUUCCUCUAAUUAUUAGUCCCACACAUUAUUCUUGUCUGAUUUGUCCAUUCGUCUCAUUAUUACAGAAACACUAAAGUGUUAUGAAUACAGACAUGUGUUACUAACGCUAUAGUUUUCCAGUAACAAUUCAGAUGUUAGAGCUUACUCUUUAAGCCCCUAAUGGCGGUAGGACGUUCUGUGCAGUCCUACACAAAGUGGGCUUAAAUGCACGUAUGAUGGUGUGAGCAGGUUUAAAUCCCUGCUCACACCAUACAACCCCAAGUAUCAGUGGUCAAUUUUAGUGGCCCCAGACUUUUUGAUGAGCUGCUUGCAGUGCUGCAAGCAUCUCUUUAAAUAAUAAUAACAAAGUAUUUAACCAGGAAAGGUACAUUCAGAUUACUGUGGUUUUCAGGUACAUCCAGGGCCGGCCUUAGGGGUGUGCGAGCUGUGCGGCCGCACAGGGCGCCAUGGACCAGGGGAUGCCCUGACAGCCGACACACCUCACACAGGGGAGCAAAAAAAAAUCAAAAAAAAAUCAAAAAAAAAUCAAGGGGGCAAUUUUAUUAAAACUAUGACUGCUACAAGAAAAACUUGCAGUGCAAAUCAUACGUCAGGUGUUAGACAAGCCUAGCAUCCCUAUUAAUGGGGUACCCAGCAACACAACCACCUAUUCUUCUUGCAUAGGUAAUAUUGCAAUGGGCUCGCUUGUAUUUGUCACCAUAUAUUCCAAUGCCUAUAAUCAUAGCCUUUGCAAAAAUGUCCAUCCUCCUAUUUGAUGACAUGAUAGGCAGAAUGCACAAUAAGCCGUUGUUAUUUUAUUUGACAGGCUCCUUCAUAUGUUAAGAGAGCCUGGGGUGGAACUGCGCACAUGCAUGGCCAUAGCACGUUCCAUUCAUGAAAUAUCAUGAAUUCAGCUAUUCAGUAAACUAAAUGCACUGCGCAACUUCUACGUUCUUGCAUAGUGGUUUAAUUUAUGUAUUUUCAUGAAUUAAGCUACUGCUGAAAUAUGAGUGCCGUAAACGUCAAUUUGACAAGGUUGUAUGAAAUAUAAUCAGCAGUCCCACCAAAAAUGAUGGGAGGGCUGUAAUUGGCUAAGAGGUUUGAGUCAUAUUCUGACCUUUAGAGUACUCAGAGCAGAAGUUGCAAAUCCUUGAGAUUUUUAGCAAACAAUAUAACUUCAAAGGUGAAAAAUGAAUUAUGAAGAAUGAAAAAACAAAUGGAGUCAAAUACACUCUGAUGUGUCUUUUUCUAAACCAUGUGAUACAUUUUACACAUUCUCAAAGUUAAACAGAUUUUUCCUAUUUAUUGGCAUGUUGUAUGUAUAUGUUAAUAGUAUUUAUAAAACCGUCGAUAAAAUUAACUAGGCUCUGAUUGUUAAAUUAAAAUAAACAUGGGAUUCUCCUUGUUCAUUGCUGUUCCAUAGGUGCUGGCCUUGUUACAAAGAAAGCGUGUACAUAUACUUCAAAUACUGUCUGCGACUGCGAACGUGGAUCAUUUUGUAGGUCGGUUAGUGGUAAAGAAUGUGACAUGUGUGAAAGACAUAAAACAUGUCCACCUGGCGAAAUGGUGAAGCGAUAUGGUAAGUAUGAGUUUUGGUUGAAUAUAUUGACUUAUUGAUUAUAAAUUGACAUUUUUAUAUCUAAUGAAGCCCAUUUUUCGGGUUUAAGUAAUGCUGACAUCUAGUGAUAUGUAAUGUUGAUUCCACAAUGCGUAUCCACGUACAGCAACCCAAUCACUGGAAAUAAAUUGACAUGUAUAUCUUGUUCUGGGGACACCAGGAAGAUGGCUUGAAAAAGCACAAAUAUAUCAUUAGAUCAUGUGAGAGAAUUUUCACAUGUGCAGCCCUAAUGGGGACUGACCAGGACAGAUGCUUGUCGUAGUUGUGUGCAGACCCCCAACCCAGACGAAGUACACUUGUCUAACACCUUCUGUUUGGGUCUGUGCAUGUUUGCAUGGGCCUGCCAUUUCGUUGCUACUGUCUUAAACUCCCUUUCCCAACCCCAUGCCUCCCAAUUUUGGGAAAUAUGCACCUGUGUUACAAAAACACAUCAUAUAUACUACACUGAAACAUGUUUUUUUUUUUUUUUUAAGUUUAAAGGACCACUAUAGACACCCAGACCACUUCAGCUCAAUGAAGUGGUCCGGGUGCCAGGUCCAUCUAGGGUUAACCCUGCCUGCUGUAAACAUAGCAGUUUCGGUGCCAGGACUCUAUAGGGUACUAUAGUGCUAACAAUACAACUUUGUGUUUCUAGCACUAUAGUUUCCCUUUAGUGGAGUAAAGGGGAUAUAUUUUAUACAUAAACUAGGACAUUGCCCCUAUGUCAGGCAAUCUCACAAAGCAAGUUACUGUCUGUGUCUUUGAGACAAUACGUGUCUGCUUGUUUGUAAGAGUGUUUUUGUAAGAAUGUAAGUUUAUGUCUCUGUGGGAUCUUGUGUCUGUGUAAGAAUCUUGUGUCCAUGUCUCUGUGAGAUUGUGUUACUGACUUUGUUUCUGAGAUUUUCUCUUUACGUGUUAAUGACAAUUCUCCUUUUAGACUCUAAACUCAAAAGGUUUUUUUAACUGAAUUAUCUGAACAAAGACAAGGGAAAACAGCAGCAAAAAAUCUUCCAAAAGCCUAGAAAAACAAUGAAAUACAUAUAGGAAUAAACAUCCGUGUUUCAUCCAACACCGGACUUUUUUGCUCAUAUUGUUGUUUUGGGGUGUUUUUUUGUGAGGUAACACCUUAUUAGGUAUCACUCCAUGUUUGUCACUUGUAUAUUAUUUUUUUACUCGCUUUAUUGAGCUUUUGGUUUUUUUGUAUAUUUUUAUCCUCACUUUUUACCAGUCGAGUUGUGCCAUCAGCGCCUGUGCUGAACGGCAAUAAUAUUUUGUUACUGUUGUAGUGUCAAAAAAAAUUAAAAAUGAAAAGAAAAAAUAUACACACGUGCUCAUUCCAUUCUUCUUCUCAACGUGGCUUUAGUAUUGAAAAACAACAAAUUAAUUAUUUCUUUGUUUUAUUGUAUCACAGUUAGGCAUUUGCUUGAACACAAGUGCACUUACCACCAAACAAUAGUUUCAAUCUCACAAGUGUUGUCAAUCAAAUCUGGCCUUUCUGCUGCGUGACCUCUGCAAAUGGCACUACACCCCAAUGAAUCAUAAACAAAUGUCUGAUUGUCACAGCUGAGUGUGACAGCCUACAGUGACCCUGGUUAGAAGGGACUCCCCAAACGGGAAUCUGUGGAUACCAGAGAUGACCACAGAAGUGACUACUACAUACAGGCUGUACAUUGUGUGCAUGGCAUUAUGUCCACCCAGGGUUGCUGUAAAAGGGGACAGUCACUCUUUGACAGAUCUGCAAUGUGGUUGUCAGGGAAAUCACCUGAGAGUGUAUGAAAUGAGGUUCCAGGCCUUAUUAGACCCAGGCUGCAUGGUUAAUUACAGACCAGUAUCCAACCUUCCAUUUCUGGGGAAAAUAAUUAAAAAAGUAGUGGCAACUCAUCUGGAGGCCCAUCUAUCAAGAUUGAACAUAUUUGAUCCUUUCCAGUCAGGUUUCAGGAGUGAUAAAUUAUCUCCUCAUGGUGAGAGACAAAGGUGAUUACUCAAUCGUAAUCCUCUUGGAUCUCUCAGCUGCAUUUGACACCAUUGACCACAGGAUUUUAAUAGAGCGCUUGUAGCACAUCUGUGGUCUUAACUAGUCCUUAACUGGUUUAAAUCUUUCCUCACUGGUAGAUCACAGAGAGUAACAUCAGGAUCAAGCUCAUCGGCACCAAUAGGAAAUGACCUGCGGAGUUCCACAAGGAUCCAUCUUGUCUCCCAUGCUAUUCACAAUUUACUUGCUACUACUGAGGGCAUCAUUAGGCGACAUGGCCUAAGGUAUCAUUGUUACUCUGACACACAACUCUACUUCUCGUUUGCUCCAGAUACCACAGGCCCAACAUGCCGCAUGAACAGUUGCUUAGUAGAACUCAUAGAAUUGAUGAAUGCUAGAUGUCUUAAAGUGAACCCGGACAAAACAGAGUUACUCUUGGUGAAGGGACCCAAGGUAACAAAAAUAUCCCAUGAUCACCCAAAUGACCUUGAGCUUGAAGGCUCUCUACACAUUAGUUCAUCAAAGGUACAAAACCUAGGAGUGCUGAUUGACUGACUCUGGACUAUGAUUUAAACAGCAGAUUUGCUCUGUAAUAAAAUCUGCUUACUUUCAUCUGAAAAACAUAGCCAGGAUACAACACUUAAUUCCACCGGAUGAUAUGCCAACAUUAAUCCUUGCAUUUGUAUCCUCUCGACUAGUUUACUGCAAUGUACUUUAAUUAGGCCUCCCCAAAAAAGAACUCCAUCGCCUUCAGACUGUACAAAAUGCAGCAGCCAGACUACUGACCAAUCAAACUCGCUCCUGCCACAUAAUACCUGUUCUCCACUCCCUGCAUUGGCUUCCAAUUAAAUGGCGAACAUAUUUUAAAAUUGGCCUGCUAACCUUCAAAGCCUUAAACAAUUAAGGCCCACAGUACCUGAAAGAGCUCCUGACACCCUACAUUCCAACCCGAUCACUUCGGUCAGCCAGCAAAUCCCUCCAAGAAUAAAGACAGACUCAGGUUUCAGUGUAUUCAGCCACACUGCCCCUAUUUUCUGGAACUCUUUACCAUGCGCAAUCAGAGAGGCACUGUCCUUACAGACUUUAAAAAAAAAUGCUAAAGGCCAACCUCUUACAUCAGGCAUUCAGUCCGCUCAUCUGAUCUUCAGAAACUCCUGACUUUUUUUUGUUUGUAUAUUGGAAAGUGCUUUGAGUCUUACAGGGAGAAAAGCGCUAUAAAAAUCGCAAAUUGUUAAAAAUCGCAAACUAUGGUCUGCUUAGAGACAAUAUUAUAUUCAGACUGGACAACUUGGCAUUUGGUUCCCCACGCGAGCUCUGUGUUUUGUUCUAGACCUUUACCUGAUUACAGGUCUAUCAUCCUGAUUAUGGCUCUGAUCAACCACAGAUCCAAUUAUGUUUGUGUGGGAAAUUUAAAUAACAGCAUUAUUAACUGUUUGAUGUGUAUCAUUGUAUUACACACAGGAACCAACAGGAUGGAUACAGAGUGUGAAAAAUGUCCUGAAGGAACAUUCCGCAAUAAAACGAUGUCAAAUUGCACUAAGUGGACAGCGUAUGUUAUUUCUUUAUCAUAUUUAAUAUAUCUAUUUAGCUAGGUAUGCCUUAUGUGAGUUCAAGGAAUGGUCCUAGCUAAUUAGAUGUUGCUUAUUAAAAUAUUUGCUCAGAGGUCGGGCCCAUUGAAGAGUGGUACAUAAAAUUUAGAACUGACCAAAUUGCCAGGUUACGGAAGUGCUUUAGGGGCUAAACAAUUGUUUAUUUCACUAUUAUAAAGGUCCUAGAUUGCACCUCAGCAGGGGGCAAUUGCUCAAUGCUUCUCUAUGUGAAGCUGUGAUGAUGCAUGAAUCUUGAUCCUAGUGCAUCUCUAUGAGGUGGAGCAGAGCUCCAUUAAGACUCACAAACUGCUGUAUUAGAGGAAUAAAUGGCAGCUGGUGACAUUUUAAGUUGAUGGGUGCCAGACUGGGCACAUGAAUUUGACUAAAUAUUUUAAUCAUGAAUCAAUGUUUGUCUAUAUGGCUCUAUUACCUCAAAGAUAUGAGGAUUAUCCCAUAUAUAGGGAAAAAAACUAAUAUAGACAGAUUCCCAUUAAUGAGAUAAAUAAGUUGACUGUUUUGAGGCUAAAUUUAAAUUACAGGUAUGAUCCAGAAUUUAGCCACAAGAAGUCGCCAAAAGAUCAGGGCUGUCGUUCUGCAUGGCAGUUGCCAGGGGGCCCCACAAGUAUGGGGGCCCUAAAGUGUUGCCCAUGUUCCCAGGCUGACAAGGAAGAUCCUUUGAUCUCCCCUAUCGGCCCAAGGAGAGCCGGCCCUGCUCAGUUGCUUUGGGACCUCUUGGGCUGGUGAGGAGAUCAAGGAUCUCCCUCACCGGCCUGAGAGGCCCUUCGUUCAUGACAGGGAGGCAGGAGGGAGCUAGGAGGAAAUUCUUCACGCAAGAUACUGAUCAAGCGUUGCUGCGCUCACCUCGCGGAAGAAGUACAGGUAGCCUGCAACCAGAAGAGCAGCAGGCUAAAGAGCGCCAAUCACCACUGGACCAGCAGUGCUGGCAGUGUAUCCCCCUCCCUGGAUAAACGUAAGAAGAAGGGAGGGGGGGGGGUCACAAAGCUAUUACUAGUGUUAUUUUUAAAAAUAAAAUAUACAUACCCCUCACACACAAAAAAAUUGAAAGAAAUGGGAUCGGUGGGAAAAUGGAUGUAAAAGGGAAUAAACACCACCUCCACACUGAUCCCAUGCACCAGGAGGGCACUCCAGCAAUGCCCAAGGGCUUAACCCUAGAUACUAGUAACAAAAACAAAGAAGCAAAAAUUCACAAACUGAAUAUAAUGCUGACUGGAGGUAAAAAUGUAGGCACCAAAGCAUCCAGUGGUAUGGAACAAUGUAACCAGAGGGAGACCACUAAAUAUCUGAAUUACAGAAAGUGUCAACACAGAAAUAAACUAACUCCAAAUAAUAAUAAAUACCGAACUGGCCUUAUAAGGCUACUCCCAUGCCUAAAUAAGUGAGGAGAUAAAGUUACUAAACAUCUAAUUCUGCAAUAUACAUAUAGGCUUUAUUAGUCCUGGCCCUUUAAUGCAUAGGGUGUUAGUAAAUCUCCACUUAGUACCUAAACACCAGAAAGAGUGCCAAAGGGAGAAAGGUCACUGUCUACAAGAUUCGCAGCCCCAAUAAUCAAACGUAGACAGACGGAUAAAAUAAAUACAUUUCUCUCCAUGUGGGACUUUCUAGAUAGGCAUAGAAAAAAAAUGUAAAUCAUAACAAACUCCCAUGCGUAAGUAAGUGAGGAGAUAAAGUGCUAAACGGCCGAAUCUGCAAUAUACAUGUAGGCUUAAUGAGUCCUGGCCUUUUAAUGCAUAGGGUGUUAGUAGAUCUCCCCUUAAUUCCUGAGCACCGGUAAAAAAUGCUAAAGGGAGAAGGGUUACUGAGGUUACCCCUCACACAAACAGCAACCUCCCACAUGCACACACACACAUACAGCACCCUUCAUAAUCACUCUGCACCCCUCACACACACCGCAUCCUCCCCACACACACACUCUGCACUCCUCAAACACACAAUACACGCCUCACACACAGCACCCCACAUACACUCUGCACCCCUCUCUUUCACACAUACACACAGCACACACGUACACACACUCUGCACCCCCUCACACACACUGCACCCCCUUCACAUAGCACUCCUCACACACACACUGCACACACGUACACACACUCUGCACCCCCACACACACACUGCACCCCCUUCACACAGCACUCAUGACAAACACACACAACACGCCUCACACAUAAACACAAACACUGCUACCCUCACUGAAGCGUGUGUGUGUGUGUACCAGCCGCCACUCUGCCUCUCUGCACUCCCAGUCGGCUCCCUACCGCGCUGCCUGACUGUAGAGCUUGAUGUGUGAAGCGACGCCUGCUUUAAUACGAUCUACAGUCAGGCAGCGCAGCCGGGAUCAGGACAGAGAUAGCACAGAGAGGCAGAUCUGCUGAGGCACCUCAUGUUACAGCCGUGCCUGCUGCCAUUACUGGGACUAGGAACCCAAAAUUAGUUCCAGCCACCCUUUCCCAGGGGUCCUAGGGAGAGAGGGAGCUGUGCUGGGGGAGCAGAGAGGGAGCUGUGCUGGGGGAGCAGAGAGGGAGCUGUGCUGGGGGGGAGAGAGGGAGCUGUGCUGGGGGAGCAGAGAGGGAGCUGUGCUGGGGGAGCAGAGAGGGAGCUGUGCUGGGGGAGCAGAGAGGGAGCUGUGCUGGUGGAGCAGAGAGGGAGCUGUGCUGGUGGAGCAGAGAGGGAGCUGUGCUGGGGAGCAGAGAGGGAAAGAGUAGGAGCUGUGCUGGGGAGCAGAGAGGGAAGGAGAGCAGAGUCAGACACAUACCUCAGGCACUGGGGAAGUGGAGUUCUGAUAACUGGUGCAACCUACCAAUAAGAAAUGCAGUAGGCAGGUUAGUAGGAAAGCCUGUCAACUAAAGGGUAUUUUUUUCAAAAACCUAACAGAAAAAAAUUCUACAGUUAUUUAUUUUUUUGUAUUGCAAUAAAAACUGGUGGGGAUGCCCGUAUGGACAAGCCUCCACUUCAACCUAUUGUUCCUGUAAGUUUUCUUGUAAUUGUCCUGUUUAUAGUUACAUCCCCCUCUCAUAAUAUUGUAAAGCGCUACGGAAUCUGUUGGCGCUAUAUAAAUGGCAAUAAUAAUAAUAAUAAAUAAUAAUUUGUUUCAAGAUAUAGCUGUAACGUGCAUCACUUCAUGAUGAAUAAAAAUCUAAUUAUUGUAAUAAAUUAGUAAAAUUGUUUUCUGUGUUAGGACAGAAUUUUGUUUUAAGAAAAUGACAUUCUGUCUUUCUUCUAGAUGUGCAAGUGGAAUCAUUAUUCAACAGGGAACAAGUACCAACGACACCAUCUGCAAAACUCUUCAUGCAAGGAAAAGGUGGAUAUUGUUUUUAUCUGGUCUUUGCAUGUGUGCAUUGGCUGUGUAUAUUUACUUUAUAAAUGGUAAGUUUUUAUCUCCAAACCAUUACAAUGUGACAUCAUGAUUUAUUAGAGACUGUUUAGUUAUUUCUUUGUAUUAAAGGGCCCCUCUAGGCACCCAGACCACUUCAGCUUAAUGAAGUGGUCUGGGUGCCAGUUCCAGCUAGGGUUAACCCAUUUUUUCAGAGAAACUGCUAUGUUUAUGAAUGGGUUAAGCCUUCCCCCUAAUCCUCUAGUGGCUGUCUCAUUGACAGCCACUAGAGGUGCUUGCGUGCUUCUCACUGUGAUUUUCACAGUGAGAGCACGCAAGCGUCCAUAGGAAAGCAUUGUGCUCGUGCGCAUUCAGCCGACGGGGAGCAGAGGAGGAGGAUCGGAGGAGGAGAGCUCCCCGCCCAGCGCUGGAAAAAGGUAAGUUUUUACCCCUUUCCCCCUUCCAGAGCCGGGCGGGAGGGGGUCCCUGAGGGUGGGGGCACCCUCAGGGCACUAUAGUGCCAGGAAAACUAGUAUGUUUUCCUGGCACUAUAGUGGUCCUUUAAGUUUAUUUUGUAACCAGUGUAUUCAUCCAACAGAAUUUCCUGUCUGGUAAAUCAGUGGAUGCAACAAAAACAACUUUGCAUUAUUGCAAUGUUUAUGGUGCAAAGUCUGAGAGUGACUUGUAACUGCAGCAAUUUAAAAAUAAAUAAAUGGUGCAGCGAUUAAACAGUCCCAAGGCCGUCUGGAACUCUCAGUUCCAGUUUGCCUAUUUUAGUUUGUAUCCAAAGGCUGAGCAUGAAUAAUAACCAAAUGUCUGCAUGUUAAAUACUUCACAUUCAUAAUGUGUUUAAUUUUUAGUCUAUUAUUGUAUAUAACGGCAGCUGUAAAAUAUAUUACAUAACUGUUCUCAACUGCCCUUUACCAGAAUUAUUAAUAUUCCGUUUACUUAUCCUUAUACUUAUUUAUUUAUAAAUAAUUUUACCAGGAAGGAUACAUUGAUUUUCUCUCUUUUUCAAUAAGUUCCUGGGCCCACAAACACUGCCUUGUUACAUUAGGGUACAAUAUAAUAUUAUACAAUAUACACAUAUAUAAAUUUAACACACAACAGGUAAGAAAUACAGUCUCAUUCUGUUGAGAAAUGUUGCCAUAAAUCUUAGACUGGUAAAAUAUAUAUAACUAAAAUGUAUUUGUAAGGUGUGAAAAAUAGAGUUAAUGGACUCAUCAACUUCAGGAUUAUGAGCACAAUGCAAAUUCUAAAAUUUACAAAAGCCAAACACCGUCGGAAUUCAGCCUGCCGGAAUUAAUCUACAGCAAACUGGUGUCCACGCUUUAGUCUAAAGUGAAUAACUCGGUAAAUCUACAAAUCCACGCCUCUCUAUCCUGCAAAUGGACGCCUCUAUCUUAGUUUCAAACAUUGCCAUAAACUCUUUGCACAUGGCACCCAGCUUAGAGGAAGUAUACAGAGAAGAGAAAUUAAACUCUGUUUCUCCUCUUCAUUUGCAAUGUUUUCCCUACUUGAACUGGAUUGUGAAUUAUUUUGUUUAAUCUCUAAUAUUAUUUUUGUCAAUCAGAACUUUUUUAUUGAGGCAUACGGUGAUCUAAUGUCAACAUAAAUCAGCAACAGUCGGAUUGUGAUAUACAGAUUAAAAAUGAAUACUAUAAGGUAAAAAAAAAAAAAAUCGACAAUAAUAAAAGAAUGUGCAGUGCUAAAAUAAUAUUACUUACCCCUAAUUGUUAAGACAACAAGACAGUGCUGUAAAAUAAAAUUAGACACUUAUAGUGCCUUAAUAUAGCCUCCUAUAGUAAAGUGAACAUAUACUCAAUGGAUGCACUCACAUGGAUAAGAGCCCGUUUAGGAUAGGCGCAAGUCACUUCCGCUUUAGUGUACUCAGGUGACACUCAACCUUUUCUUAUAUGAUGUAACAGGGAAGCAAUGCCAACCCUAGUGUAUUAAAUCCUUACAGUGAAGGUAUAGCUGGUAAGCUCCCUAUCUUGUUAAGUAGUAUGGAGCUAACUAGUAAUCUAAAAAAGGCUUACAUCUGGAAGGAGAUACAAAGGAAAAUAUAUCAAGGAGGACUUUGACGAUUUUUAGCCAACGGACUAAAAAGGAGGAGGUAUUUACAGCCUAUUGAUCAUCGGCAUUGAGACCAUAGGAAAGUGAAAUGGCGGACUCCUCGCCACUGAUGGGACGAACCCGGCAGUGACGUCACAUGCUACAGUUUAUUGUGCGCGGAGAUGUCACAAUUAAGGGACAGAUUACCAAUGGCGAUCAGCUGAGCAAGGCACUCCCCCCCCCGGAUAAGCUCUCGUGAUUGGAGACUGCUGUCCACCAAUCUGUGUAUACUGAGACGAGUUUUGAACGGCGAAAAAUACGUUUAAGAUUAAGAUUGAAUCUACCAGAACCUUUUCUAUAUGUAUUAAAUAGUUUUUAUAUUGUUUUAAUACAAUACAUUUUUAAAUGUACAUUUUUAAAGUCAUCUAGUGGAUUAGCUACAACUGCUGAUGCUGCACAAAGAGGGAUAGUAUCUCCCAUAAGGAUACAUCAGCUUUAAUACUUAGAGCCAAUUCUGGGAUCUUAGCAAGGUGAGAAGAAAACUCCACUUUAAAUCUAUACCUUCACUGUAAGGAUUUAAUACACUAGGGUUGGCAUUGCUUCCCUAUUACAUCAUAUAAGAAAAGGUUGAGUGUCACCUGAGUACACUAAAGCGGAAGUGACUUGCGCCUAGCCUAAACGGGCUCUUAUCCAUGUGAGUGCAUCCAUUGAGUAUAUGUUCACUCUACUAUAGGAGGCUGUAUUGCACUAUAAGUGUCUUCUUUUAUUUUACAGCACUGUCUUGUUGUCUUAACAAUUAGGUGUAGGUGUAAUAUUCUUUUAGCGCUGCACAUUCUUUUACUAUUGGUAAAUUAUUUUGCCUUAUAGUAUUCAUUUUUAAUCUGAUUGUAGUGGGGUGGAGAGUCCCUAUGACUGUGUGAAAGCUGCUACUAUUUAUAUUCCUACACCAUAUGACAUUUAAUUGCCUUGAAGCACAGAGCACUUCUUUGUAUUAUUGGUAUAGUGAUAUACAAUUCAAAAUCGAAUGAUAAGGCACAAUACUGUCGCACGUCACAUUAAUACAAACUUUCUUAGUUCCUCAAAGUUUACAGUUGAUCUCACCAACUGAUCUUUAGCCUAUUCAAUACAAUUGAAGAUUAGGUAGUAUAAAAAUCCAACUACAUCAUUUUUUUUGAGAAAAUAGGUUCCAAUACUAUUUUAAAAGAAAGUGGAGGGGAGCUGGAGCCAACAUGCGAAUGUGAGCAGUCGCCAUCUCUGACUGCUCUUCGCAUGCCUCACUAAACUCACCAAAUAUCUCCUUACAGACCUACCAUCCAUCACUAAAAACCUGAGUAAUGCUACCUGACCUUUUCUAUAUACACUGAGGCAAACCAAGUUAGUCAGAACACCACUUGCCAACACUGCUGCCUCAUACUUCGACAAUGGGGGGGACGGGCGCAAAAGAGAGAUUGGAGCAAUGCUCCAGAGACCCGCUGCAUUGAAGAAUCCCCCUGUGGAGGUCUGACCAACCGACGCAGUGUCAGCUCCCGCACUGGAGAGCGACUACCAGGAGGCCUCCCCAGCACCCGAACCAGAGAAAACUCUGAGCCUGCACCAAACAGAUAGCUUGGCCACAACAACAAAGCAUCACCUUAAAAUACUCCUAUCUGAUUUACACAAAAUGAUCUUGCACUCAUCAGGAGAGAGAUCCAGGCCAAAACAUCCACGACAGAAGAGGAUAUCAUGGAUGUUCAGACCACAGUGUCCAACUUAAGUGGCUCAGUCCAACAACUCCAUACUUACCAACACUCCUUGUCUCUGAGAAUGACAUCCUUCGAAGAUCAACAAUGCCACAACAACAUAAAGAUCCAAGGAAUGCCUGCCACAAUUGUGGCUGAAGAGCUACCACAUUAUAUUCAGAGGUUGCUUGACUCUAUUUUAUCGCCUGCAGGGGCCAGGAAAAUUGCUCUGGAGGGAAUCUACUGACUUACCAACACGGCCAAACCCUCUCCCCUAGCGACACAAGAUGUUAUUGUGCGCUACAACUCAACCGCAGACCAGAAUCACAUCAUGACAGCCAUACAGGGCAAAAUGCCAUUGUCAUUUGAGGACUUCAUCCUAUGCUUUUUCAAGGAACUUUCUAGAGCAACCUUGCAAUGACACAGAUCCAUGAGUCCUGUCACUACUCAUCUUCAUUCACCUCGAGUGCCUUACUGGUGGCAAACUCCUGGUUCUUUGGUGGUGAGACAUAAUGGAGUUACCCGUACACUUCGGUCACUUGCAUGCAUACAUACACACACACCUUCUUCGAAGAUUUCGGACUGUCGAUGCCUGAUACUGGCCCAAAUGCACAAGCUUUAGCCAGGAAUUGGGAUCCAGCCAAUGUUGUAUAUUUUGUCCCACGAGACGGAGGUUCCACCAUCAUGGAUAUACCAAUUGUUCCUGCCAACACAAGGGGCAAGAGAACACGGAACCAUGCCUUGGGUCAUCUAAAGUUUACCUUUUGUUUUAGUCUUUGUUUACCCUUUGUCACUCUUGUUUUGCUUACCGCAAUGGUACAGAGAUAGGCUGGGUUACACUACGUGUGGCUCCCCCACCCCCUGAGAUCACAUAGGUUUAUUUUAACCUUGUUCCUAGCAAUAAGAUACAAUUCAUUCUGCACUAUAUUGCUGUAGCCAGCUGUGCACGCGGCCUGUUCCAUAAGACUACACCUAUAGGAUUUUACUACAAUAUGCGACAACGAUAUGUUUCUCUCUGAGUUGCUACCUCUCCCAUAUUCCUUUUAUUUAUUUAUUUUUUGUAAAUCUUUAUUUUUGGAUGUGCGCAAAUUACUGAAGAGUAUCGUACUGCCACAAUAGCUUUGAAUAACACAAAUAAAACACGUUGUUUAAUGAGACGUACAUUAAAGAAUGUUGCGUUAUGUGACAUUUUUGAUGGUUCUGCACAAUUUUACAAUAGAUUACACAUUAGUAGGAUGUAGAUUAAGCUAGAGUUGCAGGCUACUCUGGUAUGCCGAGCUAUUAGAUACAAAGCAGGCCUGUCCUAACAGUCUUAGGUAUGCAAGUCAAAUGUAUAUUAGAACUGUAGUUAGGUUUGACUAGCUAGGCAUGUAGGCAUAAGACUAGAUAAACUAGGAACUGUGCCGUUUAGGAAUAACUGUAAUGAUCAAAACCAUACAAGAUCUAUAAACCACUGAGUCCCCACAUAACCGUUCGCUACUGGGGCAGCAGCUUAAAGUAAGCCCUGCACCGUUUAUACCCAUAGAAUAAAGUAAUGAUUGGGUAAGAACUCAAAGCCAAUUUAGUGUGGAGAUAGGUAAUUAAUGGCACAUUAGUGUAGGGCGGCGGUGUUGGCCAAAUGGAUAACAGCUGAACAUGGCUGGGGACCAGUCCUGCAAAGUGAGUCCAGCCUCAGCCGAUGCUAGUGCUCGGGAGCCCGUUGAAACAGCAGUGGAGCGGUGUCAGGCAGGUGCAGAGAUCGGCCUCAUGUUGGGUCAGCACGGCUGCUAUCUUGCAUGUUGUUGCUGUGGUCAGUGCCUGCGCAGGUUGCAUCUUGUCUGGGCUUGCGGAGAGGGUCAGUGGAGACCAGGAAAACCCCAACUGGUCCAAAAGGGGGGUGAGGGGACAGCAUUAAGCAGGGACCACACCACCGUCCUGUGAACCGGGAGAGCGGCUGUUAUAUUUCACUUUCAUCAAUAGGCCCCCUGAAGUAUCACCGAAGCACAUAACCAUGUCCUGUCGUCAUCCUCCCGUCCGAGUUGCUCAGGGCAUUGAUCACUUGACAACAUAAAUAAAUUAGUGCAGGACAUUUGUCUUAUAUUGAUGCUAUUUGUCUUUGUUUUUACUGCCUCAUACUAAUGAUUGCUCAUUGUCUGAUAUAUGCACUGCAAAAAUAAAGAAGUUUUAAAAAUGAAAGACGGAAAAUCACAUGAAAAAUGGUUAACACAAAUUACAGGUGAUUUUCAAUGUUUUAUUCAGUGGUUUAAAUGCCAGAGAAGUGACAGUUCACCUUUAAAACAGGUUUACAGUUCUAAUAUAUAUAUGAUACCAUUGUUCUAAAGUAUACCGUUCAAACUAUACAUUAAUCUUGAACCAUGAAACGUAUCUUCAUAAUAAAAACAUUCUAAUGUUAUGAAUACCAAUUAUCAUGCCUUAUUGUUCAGUUAAAAUCUUAUUUAUUUGUUUUCUCUAAAGAUAAUAAAGAAAAACAAAGUAUUCAAGAAACAAGACCAUUCCAGCCGAACAGCGAUCUGGAAAAUCAUAAUUCCUAGCCUUAUAAUCCCAGGUAAACUAAAACAUCUUUCCUCCUGUGCAUUAAAAGAAAUAUUAAACACUGUAUUUGGCAAACCAUUUUAAUAAACAAGAAAUAGCAAAUGUUAGCUGACUUGCAAAUCAGUUUUGCAGUGUCUGUCUAUUUUACUAAAAAUUAUCGUUUUUGUGAGGAUAACACAAUAAAUCUCACAAUUGAGGAUUUUUUUUAAAGGGUGCUCUAAGAACCAUAACACCUACAGCUCAUUGCAGUGGUUGUGGUGCUAUAUGUUGUGCACAGGGUGGAGGAGGGCGAGCAAGUUAGUCAUUCAGGUUAGUUGAAUAAAUAAUACAACAAGCUAUAUGGUUGUGGUCCUUAAAGCGUCCAUUAAAAUGUUCCCUAUAUUAGUUAUUUAGGUAAGACAAAAGUAAAAACUAUGGGAAAAGUGAAUCCAUAAAGCUAAAUCAGUUUCACAAUUAAAUGAAAUAAGACUAUAAACAAUUCAAGAUUAAGAAAAAUGUAAUUUCUGCAAACUUAAGUCAUGUACACGUGAUGGAUCUGAGUUAUUUUUUAAUUGUUUUAUAACAAGAUGACAUUUUACUUCUUCGACACAGUAUGUUGUCAUCAGGAGCUCUGUAUAUAUAUAUAUGUAUGUUACACUUGCUUGUCUGUUUCUCGUUUUCUUUUUACAGUAAACCAUAAGAGUCAUUCGUAAGUAAAUUGCAAAUUUACGGAUAGCAAUGCUGAACUAGAAACAUAGCGGACAGAAUUUUUCUUCGGAUUUCUAAUUAACAGUUUUGUAAAUAACCUUGAAUAUGUUUUUAAAUACAUAAUGAUAGUGUGACCCAUUUAUUUAUUAAAGUGUUUUAUUUGAUUAUAUAUGGUAAUUAUUUUAAAUGGUGUAGACACAAUCCUGCUUCCCCUUAAAUCUGGAUUUAAAAAAAUGUUGUUAAGCUUGCAGCAUUGCUAGGUAUGUAAAUGACCGUGUCAUACGUGAAUAAAAGCCACCUUAUUAACUCUUUACGUAUGUUUAAUAUUUAGGUUGUACAUUUCAAAUAUUUCGUGAAAGAUUACCAGUUGGGAUGUGCCUUAAGUGGACCGAAACUACAAGAAGAAAAAGGAGGAGCUAGCAACUAUUGGCCUGUACAAAAUAUGACAUUUAAAAAAAAACAAACAAACAAUAAUAAUAUACACAAUUAAUCUGAUUUUACUCAGCGGCCUAAUACACACAAUGGAUUAUAAUAUGGUAACAGCAAAGACUCCGCCAUUCUAGUGUGGUAAGGCAAUCUGAGAGAGCUGUAUAUUUGUUACUUAUUGAAGACUUUUCUGUUAAAAGAAGAUUGGAACUUUAUGCUAGGAAAAUGAAAAAUGUCCUUCCACACAAAGCUUGAUAGCCUUAUAGGAAAUGUGCUGCAUAGUGGCAAUCGAGCUUCAGGAGGAGAAAGACAACCACAAGUCACAAUCUCAAAUCCGUUAUCAAGUUCUCCUUCCUCAAAAGGUAUGUUGAGGACAUAUAUAAUAUGGGACUAAGGAAGAACCUUCGGCUUUGUGCAAACACUUUUUUUUAACCAUCCUGAAGACAUCUCCUGACCAUAUUAUCCGUCUGGAAAGAGUCCAUAAAAUGUCAUGAUUAAAGUCAGAGAUUUAUUCAACCAGUGUGGAACCGGCAGUGUUACGACCCGUUGUCAAGCAUAGGUUCCAAAAUUCAAAGUAUAACUUAAAUACACAUUAGGUUAGAAGUAACACCCUAAGGGUGGAGGAUACAUUAAACUGGGAAUUUGACCAUUACCAUACCAGAAUGCACAGCUGCCAUCAAUGAUUUAGGGUCCCUGACACAGCCCCAGGUCUGUGCCUCUGUGUCCCAAGAUCGCCCACAAUGCUCAUCCCUGUGAAUGCAGUGUGUUUGUGUAGUGCAUGCAGUGUAUGUGUUUCUGUAGAUAAUGGUGUGUGUAGUGGAUGCAGUGUAUGUGUUUCUGUAGAUAAUGGUGUGUGUAGUGGAUGUGUUUCUAUAGAGAAUAGUGUGUGUAGUGAUGCAGUGUGUUUGUGUAGUGUAUAGUGGAUGCAGUGUAUGUGUUUCUGUAGAGAAUGUUGUUUGUUAUGGAUGCAGUGUAUAGUGGAUGCAGUGUGUAGUGGAUGUUGAGUGUGUGAGUAUAUAUGUGGGGUAGCAUAGGGGCUGCAUUCUGUAGGGAAUUUGUUUUGUUUAGUUUUUUUUAAUUUUUCUAAUUAAUUUAUUAAUUGUAUACCCUUCUUUUAACUUUGGCCAGAGCAGGGGGCUUAUUACACUACCUGGUGGUCCAGUAAGAUUGUGCAGGAGGCCAGGUGCUGUGUAGUGUAAGAUCUUCACCAGCUGUUACUUCCUCCCAGCAAGCUGAUAUUAAAAGGGCUGGUCGCACUGUUAACAUGCCCGGUGCUCGAGGCCCGUUAUGCAGUAUCCAUCGAGUGGCCCAUUUACUUAGGGAAAAAAUUUGGCCCAGUCAUUUUUUAAUCACCGUGGCCCACUGAGAAGGUAUGGGGGCCAGAGAGGUGCUGUUUUGUUAUGACCAAUGACAAGUGCCCCCUCGCAAAGUGAGCAAGUUGCUUUAAUGAACAGAGCUUUUCUAAAGAGCUCUUGCAUCAGGACACAAAAAAAUAAUCAAAAACCUAUAAAUGGCUUUUAUACUGAAUAAAUAAAGGAAUUGAUCACUCACCACCCUCAGCUGUUCAUCAAGUGGGUUGGGCCGACUACUCCGGAGUCUGGGCGCACGUCUAAAACACCCGGGUCAUUCCAAGAACGUCAAAGGCAUGGACCGCCUCUAUAGUCUAAUACUAUCCUUACCUUUUUGUGUCAUUUUAUCCCACUCCCUCUAGCAUGUAAGCUCAUUGAGCAGGGCCCUCAACCCCUCUGUUCCUGUGUGUCCAACUUGUCUGGUUACAACUACAUGUCUGUUCGUCCACCCAUUGUAAAGCGCUGCGGAAUUUGACGGCGCUCUAUAAAUAUCAUAAUAAUAAUAAUAGUGAGUGUAUCUGACGUCACUGCGUUGCUAGGGUAACUACGAUGCUAUUCAGUAAUUGGAUGCCCGCCGACUGUGUGGGAAUUCCCACAUGAACUGACACUGUGGAGGCUCCAUCCACCCAUUACAUAUGUCUGACGGCAUCCCCAUAGCUACCGGAGCACGCUAAAACCCACUGUAUGAAAGCACACAGAUAAAACCACCAGAGGCCACAGACUGCAUAUUGAUAAACAUGCUAUCAGUUCCUAAGACAUCUCCAUGCAAUUAUAUAAAGAUCAGAGAAUAACCAAAAAACUAAAAUCCAUAGAUCUAUACCAUAUUUCAGACAUAAAGCAAAUGAAUAGCUAAGAUAAAUAAAUGUGUCUCAGACAUAUAUUAAAGCCUUACACUGAGAGGCAUAAUAGUGUGCAUUAAUACAAAAACUAAAGUGACUAAAAAUUCAAACUUUUGGACUCAAAGUGCACAAAUAGUGCUGUAAAAAGUGGCUCAAUUAUGUGCAACAGAUUGACCAUAAUUGGUCCACAAACUUAAGCCAUCUUAAGUACUAAGGGACCGUUAUAUAUCCCAAGUAUUCAUAUAAAGUGCAUAAAUAUGGUGUGCAAUGUAAAUUGCUUUGAAUAAAAUUGUGCAGAAAGGUACUAGUUCAAGUUACCGAGAAUUCAAUAAAAGUGCUGAACAUUCUCCAAGGACAAGAACAUGAGUUAAACGCAAAGAUGCCCCAAGGUAUUGAGCCAUAGGCAGUGUAUAAACUAUUCAUGCAUAAAGAUAAACCACCUAGUAAGGGUAGUGGACCAAGAAUAACGUGAACAAUAACACGUCUCAAUCCAUCAAUAAAAUAUACAAAUCAAAUAAAAAUAUUACUAAAAAACACAAAAGUCCUGAAACGUCGACCAUUUCUGACAAUAAAUAACUUCACUGAAAAUCCAGGAGUGCUGGCAAGUCUUCUAUAUAUAUAUAAAAUAGGAAGCUUGGCACUCACCCUUUCUCCACUUUAGUAGCAGCACUUAUGCCUUGGUGCAAUCCCAUGUUAUAAGGUAUAUAUGAAUAAGUAAGAGAUGCACUCUCAGGUCUUUUUAAGCAAAUUAAUUAGUAUUUAUUCCAAAUAGAGGUACCACAUCAAAUCCGUUUGACAUUUCGACCCAUUCAGGUCUUUCUCAAGAUCAAUGUACCAACAUAAAUACAAUCUAUACAUAACAAACAUAUAUAUGUACUCACCAAUAGUGAAAGACUCCCUCAAUCCCUCCGCGUGUACCCGGAAGUGAAUUCCCGCGGUCGUGUGAUGUGCCGUGAUUGAAACGUGAUGAUGUGUUGUAUGUUGCUAAGAUACCAGUAAACAAGAGAAUAAAUCAGCGGUAUGCAUCUCCGUGAGAACAGUCAGAAGUGAAUAUGUAUGCACUAUAAAAAUCUUAAGAAUAGCUUAAUAUAUGUAAUCCCAGCUAAAUUUAAAGUGAUGAAAGGAUGAUAUUAACAUUAAAUAGUGGCGAAAAUAUGCAAAUAUCGUGCAAAAAAAAUAUAGUGACACAAAUGUGAAUGAAUAUAAUAAACCCCAAACAUCCUCUGGGUGUAUGGUGAUACUAAACAGACAAACAUUUGGUUAAAAGCAUAACAUAAAUACAAAAGGAAGACUAUUAACAAUAUCAUUACUAAUAGCUUAAAUUGAAAGGCAUAUUACUGUCAUAGGCAAGGCAAUCAUACACAUUAAAUAAAUGCUUAAUGAUGAUAAUUAAAUGCGUAAUGAUGAUCAAUGGUUAGCAGAAGAAGGAGGGCUAUAAACAACCGGACAGUGAAUAAGGUCUAACUCCCUAUCAACAUUAUAUCGGGGGGUGUAUGUAUAAAAAACAGUGUAUUGGGAAAAUAUAUUUUUUACAUAAUAGGCAAAAAGGAUGUUAGUGAACAGAACUGAAUAAUAUAAGCCCGGUUACCUGCAUAAUCAUGGGCAUCGGAGAAGGGGGAAUUAAUUACCAUUCCCACUGGGGAGGAGAAGAAUUAUAAAGGGACAAAGGAAGUCGAUAUAAAUGGUUAAUUAAUUGAAGGAUCUCAAUAUAUUAAUAAAUUAGUGACACAGUAUCCAAACGAUGUAUCCAUUGCGCCUCACGCUGUAAGAUAAUUUUAGAUCCUGUAAAGUACUCCUCAUGUGUAAUUCAAAUAAAUAUAUAUUUUUUUAAAUAAUAUUAAUUUCUGUUAGAUAAAUACCUUUCUUAUAUUGCAUUUAAUACAAUUUGCAAAAAUUGUUCUUAAAUGGAGGGGGGUGUGAGGGUUGGGGGUGCAAAAUGCUGCAAAUACUAGGGGCCCAGCCCGGCCCACAUGCUUUAAGGUAAAUGUAUAGAAUGCUUUGGUUCUAAGUAUAUUUAAUAAUUUCACAAAUGUGUCUUUAUUUUGAUGUGACCUGUUCAUGUAUACAUUUUCAAUUUUUAUGAAAAUAAAAAAAAGGUGAAAAAAAAUUUGCAACUUAAGAAAAGUAAUUCAAAAUAAAUUAAAUUAUUUGUCCUGCUAUACAGAGUACAUGAUUUAUCUAGGAUUUCAGUUUAUUUUUGGUAGUUACAAGUCACAAAACUUGUAAAUAGUAUUUCAAUGUGAAAUGAUUUUAGAAUUUGCUAUGUUUGUCUUAUAAUUUUAAUUGCCAUCACAGAAAACAAAAUUGACACAUAAAGUAUAUAUUUAUAUAGUAGACAUCACAGGUUAAUUAACCAAUAAACAGAGCGCUUAAAGGGAAAUUAUAGGGCCAGGAAAACAAACUAGUUUUCCUGGCACUAUAGCUUCCCCCUUUGUCAAGGCCCCACUCCCCCAUGGUGCAGAACGGGUUAAUAACCCAUUCUGUCACUUCCCUGGGUCCAGCACUGAUGUUAUGAUGUCGGGGGAGACCAAAUGCGCAUGCACGGCAAUGGCUGCGCUCCCAUUAGGAUUUCUCCAUAGGAAAGCAUUAUUCAGUGCUUUCCUAUGGGGAUUCCGGUGAUGCUGGAAGUCCUCAUGCAUAGCGUGAGGGCGUUCAGCGUCGUUUAGGCAACCAAAUGUCGCCUUCAAGCCCGGAAAUCCCUCUAGUUGCUACCUAGUAGACAGCCAGUAGAGAAGAUGUUAACCCUUGCAGGUAAUUAUUGCAGUUUACAAAAACUGCAAUAAUUACAUGCUCAGGGUUAGAGUGAUGGGAGUUUGCACCCAGACUACUUCAAUGAGCUGUAGUGGUCUGGGUGCCUACAGAGUCCCUUUAAAUUGUGUAAAACAUAGAAUCUUCAAAUGUUGUUCUGUAAAUAAUAAAAUAAACCGAUAUAUAGUGCAGAUCAUCUGGUUAAACUUAUAUAUACACUCUAUAAAGUGCAGGGAGUGUCUGGGAUUAAAUUUCACAUCACAUUUACCAGAGCCUAAUCACCCCUGACUCUGGGUUUGAAAAAUGCAGCUUGAGAGGGAUACUACCCACAAAAGGAUGGUUUCAACUCUCAGUUGUGUUCAGCCAGACAGGUUCUUCUAUAUAAAUAGGAGACAAGCAGAGAGGACAGGACCCAAAUUAAACAGUAUCCAAAUCUUUAUUAUAAUGAUAAAGGUUUAAAACCUUACUUAAAUUGUGGUGGGUGUACCCACAACAGAACAUGCAAAACAAGAAGAUGCCAAUGUUCAGCGAUCAUGUCCGGGUUCCGCUGUAACUCAAUCACGUGGGGCUUCCUCAUCCCCCUCUUAGUGACGCACUUCAUUACUAGUUUUGCCCACCUUCCUGGGCUUUAUCUGACAACAUCACUGCCUCCUUCUCUGGCUUUUAAGUUUUAUUAACCGCCUCCUCUAUCAUCUGAUUUAUCUAUGGGUGUGGCUAAAAAAGAGAGAAAAAUAACAGAUUUGGAUACUGUGUGUGUGUAUAUAUAUAUAUAUAUAUAUAUAUAUAUGUGAUUAUUAUUAUUGGUAAUUAUUUAUAUAGCGCCAUCUUAGUCCACAGCACUUUACAAUACGAGGGGAAUUUACCAAAUGAGACAAUAACAAAAUGUAACAGGAACAAUAGGUAGUUGAGGACCCUGCUCAAACAAGCUUACAGUCUAGAGGAGGUGGGGUAUAAAACACAAUAGGAAGGGUAUGGAGAGAGACAGCAAAUAGACAUGGUGGGAAAGUAACAGAACUGAAGGUGAGAGUGGAGUGUGGCCCUAUAGCAGAGAACGAGAGGAAGGUUUGAGAGAUAGAAACAACUUCUAAAGGCUGUAAGCAGUCCUGAAAAGAUGGGUUUUGAGAGACUUCUUAAAUGAUUGGAGACUAGGGGAGAGUCUGACAGGGGUAGGCAGGCUGUUCCAAAGGAAAGGAGCCUCCUGUGAGAAGUCUUGCAGGCGUGAGCAGCAGACAGGAGAAGGUCAUCAGUAGAGUGGAGAGAUCGAGAGGGGGCAUACCUAUGAAUCAGUGAAGAAAUGUAAGAGGCGCUAGAGUUGGUUAGAGCUUUACAUGUUAGGGUUAGUAUUUUAAAUUGACACCUGUAGGGUACAGGAAGCCCGUGUUUUACACAAUUUAAGCGUGCAGUUUAUUGGUAUACUAACUUUGUAUGUAACUUUUGGUGAGUGCUUUUGUAAUUGUGUGGGUUUAUGCACUAUUUAUAACUUUUGGGUUCUUAAGCACUUUAAACUUUUUUGGUUUCUGUUACUUUAUCACAGGUUAUUUACUUAAAGGGACACUCCACUGCCCAAAUACACAUGAAAUCAUCACUGUGUAGUAGAUAUACCCCAAAUGAAAACAUCCAUGCAUUUAAUCAUGCAUUUUUUUAUUGGAGUUAUAUCUUAAAACAGCUUGCACAAACUGCAGAUCUCUUGUCUGCAGCCUUUGCAUGCCCUCAUCUUCUAACCCUCUCCAGACUUUAUGUGGCUGUCCAAUCACAGACUUCUCAAAGCAGUUCAAUGCAAAGUCUUUGCAAGGUAGAUGCUCUGAGCCAUUGCUGCCUCUUGAGUUCAGUGCAAAUUAGCCAACCAAACCAGGAAGUAACAAGACCUGUUGUCUGCUUGAAAUGCUAGGAGGGUGUAACCAGUAUAAUUUAUUACAGUCUCAACUUCUGUUGAAAUUUGCACGUUUUCCAAAAUAAAAGAAAAAGGACAUACUCUUCACAGAAAAAAACUUUUCAACGAUCUUAAGUGCUUUUGGAGUCUGGAGUGUCACUUUAAAGGUAUUUUGACAAUUAUUAUCUGGCCAUUUAGCUGCAAAUCUCUGCAAAAUAUUAGUAAAAUUGCGGCUUUUAUAAUAUUUAACAUACAGUCCUAUAACAAGUAUUUGUAGAGCUGGAUUUUGUAAAGCUGGUGUGUGCUGUACAUAUUGUACAGCUUCUAAGUACGUUAAGUAUGUUAAGUACAACAAUACCCUCAGUUGUAUGCUACUGAUACUAUUUUGUGAAACUACAGUGUCAUAUAAGAGACCUGUGUAUAAUUUUGCAUUAUAGCAGUUUGACUGUUCAUAGUAACCCACAAAGGCCUCACUACCUGGCUUUCCAGAGUUUCUCAUGUAGUGUAUAUCGUGCCUUAAAGGGACACUAUAUUCACCAGAACAACUGCAGCUUAAUGUAGUGGUUCUGGUGUCUAUAGUCUGUCCGUGAAGGCUUUAUAAUGUAGACACUGCCUUUUCAGAGAAAAGAUGCAUUGAUUCAGUACAUCUCUACGCUGAUUGGCUCAGUGCAGCAUUUGAUGAUCUCAGCCAAGGGGCUGGAGUGUGGGCGGGGCUAGAUUCUAGGAGACCCACGCGGCUCUGAAAGAAAAGGUGAGAAAUAUCACCUUUCACUUAGAUUUCAUGGGGGCCAGACAUCUAAACAUUGCUUUCAAAGCUAUAGUGACAGGAUGACAUGUUUGUAUUUCCAUCAUUAUAGUGAUCCUUUAAAGGCACACUACAACAAAAAAAAUAAAAUGUUCAUAUUUUGUUUAUUUUAUGUUGAUGAUAUCUUAUUAUUAUUAUUUUUAUUAUUGUAUUAUUUAUAUAAUGCCAUCAGAUUCCUUAGCGC